Messenger RNA from Kalmanozyma brasiliensis GHG001, 1149 nucleotides. Its product is annotated as Nicotinamide N-methyltransferase-like protein. NCBI's taxonomy places the organism in Eukaryota, Fungi, Basidiomycota, Ustilaginomycetes, Ustilaginales. Bases 1 to 1149 code for a protein of 382 amino acids. The transcript has a single exon. The record is from RefSeq and is a predicted model, not a curated record.
AUGGCGGGCAAUCAUGAUGACGACGACAGAGCCUCAAUAGCAUCAUCAAGCUCUACAAGUAGCGAGGCCGAUGGGCGCCCGCAUUCGCCAACGUCGCUAUUCGAAGAUUCGCUCUUCUCGCUCUUCUCCCACCACCAACCCGCACACGGCGACCCUGGAGACACAUGCAAGUACACGCACCGUAAUCUUCCGCCUCGCUAUACUUCUUCGUCACGGCGCCCGGCAACACUCCGCUAUAAGAUUGCCGAAAACAGCGGCACCAACACCAAGCUCUUUGCCCACCAUCAAUGGGACGCCGGUCUAUACCUGGCCGAUCUUAUUGCAGAACAGAGCGUCGACCAUGACGCUUCGGACGUAGUGCUGGGCAAGCGGAGAGAGAAGACAUUCGUGGACGUGCGGGACAAGGCAGUGGUCGAGCUGGGCGCAGGAACGGGGCUGCCCGGGCUGGUAGCCUGUGUGAUGGGUGCAGACCGAACAGUGGUCACGGACUAUCCUGACCCGCACGUCAUUGACAAUCUCGAACGCAACCUCGACCUUGCCCUUCUACCACGGAAGAGCAGCAAGGAGAAAGACCCACAUCGGCACUAUCUGGAAGCGCGGAAGCGGGUGCAAGUACUCGGCCUUGGAUGGGGCAAUGCGGACGAGGAAGAGCGCGUCCUCACUGCCGCUUCGUCGUCCUCCAAUCCAGAUACGAAGGCAGGAUACGACCUCGUACUGGCCGCCGACGUACUCUGGGUGUCUUCCGCACAUCCUCUCCUGAUUCAUUCGAUACGAAAGCUGCUCAAGCGCGACCGAGAUGCGAGAUGUGUGCUCAUCGCAGGCUUCCACACGGGUCGUCCUGCAGUUCGGCGUUUCUUCUUCCAGCUCGCACAGCCCGCGGACCAACACGAUGCGUCGCUGAAAGAAGAGCGUAAAGCAGGCAUCCUCCCAGAUUGGCAAGAGACCGCAUUCGGUGGACUGUGGGAGCGCAACGUCGAAGGGGUCGAACGUGCGUGGGCCGGCGCAUCGAUGCCCAGCAAAGCGGUCUACGACGUAAAUGGAGCCGUCAAAGACGCCGAUGCAGGUCAAGAGGAAGAAGAGAUGGGUGACAUCAGCGGUCGUGGGAGCUGGGUGGUCGUUGCCUCAUUACGCUGGGCCGACUUGGACUAG